GACAAUUCAGACGACCACGUUGUCUGAAGUCCUUUAUCGGUCGCCUCGGCCACGCACACACGCGGUCUUUGACCUACACCAGGCUAUAGAGGAACAAAGGAGGGUAGGUGUGACGUCAGCGAACGAGAUGACGUCAUCAGCUCGGUAUCGGGUGCCUCAUGGGCCCAAGUACCGCAGUGUGCAGCCGUCGACCGAGGCGCACACAUCUGUCAAAUCUGUUCCCUCUGUUUACCUCGAGGUGCACCGAAGGACCAGCCGGUUUCUACAGCUUCGGACCGUUUACCAGUCGCCAACGAGAGAUGCCGAAGGCGCGGGCCCCAUCCCGCGGUCGAGCCGCCACCGCUGCAUCAACGCCGUCGAACGUCGGUGUCUCGGGUCGGCGCAGCCGUGGUGUUCCCGCUGCCGCCGCACAGAGUCAGCCUCAGGUCUGUGUCGACCCGACACAGCUUCGGAACAUCAUCCAGGACGUGGUGCAGGAGGCGCUGGACGCCUCCGCCGCAUCGAGACCCGCGGCCGCUCCGGCGCCGUCCUACAGCCACAGCGUCCCGGCAUCCACCGGUUCAGCGCCGUACGACCCACUCGAGUCCCCGGAGAGCAGUCCGCUCGGUAACGCACAAGCGGUCUGCGAUGGUACCGAAACGGUAUCGGCCGCCCUCCGCCAAAAAAUCGUGGAGGGCCGCUUUGUUGACCUCGGCCUACUGCUGGACCAUGCCGACGGAACACGGGCGGAGACGAAUCAGGCGCUCCAGUUGGUGGACGGGCAACUCCGCCCGGCUUCACGAGCUCCGCGCGCCAUCACUUCGUUUGGCACGUGGUGCAUCGCGUUCCUCCGCUAUGCGGGAGUUAUCAUACAAUCGCGUCCUGCCGCGGCGGCGGGCCUCAUGGCUCAUAUGAGACAAGUGGGCCAGCUGACAGGCGCGGGGCUAGGGCUCGCCUGGCGCGAAUAUGACGAAGCCUUCCGCAAGGCGCGUGAGGUGGCGCCCCAGUGCCAUGAGUGGGGCACAACCGCCAGCUCCUCCCCGCUUUGGCUACAGGCCGUCGCCAGGGGCAUCGGCACCGCAGCGAGAGUCGGCAAUCCCCCGGUGCGGCCUGUUGAGACCCCUAUGCGUUUUCGGCCCUGUUUCGCGUACAACACAGCUCGGGGCUGCCCUGCCCGAUCAUGCCGCUACCAACAUGCGUGCCGUACAUGCCGCGGCGAUCACCCGGCCACCCGCUGUGCGUCACAGCUCGCGCAAACACGCGCACGUAUUCCCCGACCCAAUGCCGGCCCAGCAGCUGCCGGUGCUUCCCGCUAGCUACAGCAUGUGCUGCGCGUCCAGCCCAUGGCGUCGACACGGCAAGGGGAUCAACUCUUGGCCGCGGCGCCAUGCGCCAUGACAGCCAGCCCGGCAUGGCCCACUGCGCUAAUCCUGACACGAUGAGGGUGCGGGACGCCUCUCGUCGCGGGUCAGCGCGAAUGUACUAUAAUAAUUAGCCAAGAAUGCGGUGGGGUUACGAGUGUUCACUGUUCUCGAUUAAGUGUUUAUUCUCGAUUAGGUGUUUUUGCUGCGCUGCGUUGCCGUUGCUCCGGGCGUAUUUCCUACAACAGUGGCGCUACUGCGGCUUCCCGAACAUGACGUCGACACGGCAAGGGGAUCGCCUCUUGGCCGCGGCGUCAUGCUUUGUGUCAUGUCGCAAUGUCAGGGUCACGCAACCACUAUUUAUUCAGCCAAGGUAGCGUUUGUGUGGCAAAGGGUUAUGCACAGUGUGUUUCAUGCUGCAGCGCAGCUCCGACACGGCCGGUGCCAUGUAGCUCCGGGCCGCGGGGCUGCGAUACCACCGGACAACGCGCAAACUGCACUAUUAUACAGGGUGUCCGGAAAGUCCUGGCGCUUUUCAAUAUUUUUAAAAUAAAUGCCUUUGGUCCAUAGAUACUCAACAAUAGAACAAAACAAUGACCACGAACACAAAGCCACAUGCUUCUGCUAAGUGCCCAUUCAUUGUAACCACUGUCUGUGCCGAUGACGGCCUCGACGCAAGGGCGGAAACUCCUGCGGUUUUUGAUGAUGCAGGGUAUUUCCUGUCCUCCCAUGCUGUCAAGAUACGAGUCUUCAGCGACUGCAGGCUGUGAUGAGAGGUGGCCUAGAGCUUAUUCUGCAAAACGCGUAGCAUGCCUUAGUCGAGCGGGUUAAGGCUGGGAGAAUAAGGUGGCCUAAUCUCAUUUCACCACGGUGAUCUGGUCCGCCGAGCUCCUCUGUCAGUUUGGUUUGGACGGCAGCGGCGUUGUUGGAGGGCGCUCCGUGCUGUUGAAAUGCGAAAUGACUCUUAGGGCAAGUCGCCUUGAUCCUCGUGUCCAGGAGCCCCUCGUGGACCAGCCUGUCAUUCAUUUACAUGACCUUGACGAAGACGAUGGAACAUUUGUGUCCAUCAGACCCCAGAUUUUCUUCGAUUGCCGCUGAAGUGCUGCUUCAGUCUCCGCAGCUUUGGCAUACCGUGGUCGUAACUGAGGGAGAAUAUUUUCUAGGAAAUUUCCGAGCAGGAAUGCACCUUUGCCUGCUCAACUGUUCGCCGGGAAACGCCGCAUCGCGCUGCAACUUGCGCCUCGUUCAAGCCGCACCGGGCCCCCGCGCGCGGGCUCUCAGCGACAAGGCGCAUCUUCGCCCAUAUACCUAUCACUGAAAACGGUUGCAAAGUCAUAUUCACGCGACCCCUAGCUGAGCGGUGAACGAGGGGUCAUAUCUGUGGUGAUUGGUUGAAAGUCCAAUAACCACAGCGCGCGUUAGACGACGUCCAAAAGAGGCGUCAGGACUUUCCGGACACCCUGUACAUAUCGACUGCAUCAAACCCCAGCGUGGCCGCCAGAGUGGGUUCAGGCGCCCACACCGCAAUUCUCUGCUAACGGAUGGCGUCCGUUUACUUCUCCCGCUCGCGCCACAGCUCCGUCGUCUCGUGGUUCGGUGGGGUGGUGGGCAUGUGUCACCUCACCAAAAACCGGUCUAGCUGAAUACAGUCCCAAAAUCACA
Molecule: messenger RNA, 3002 nt
Organism: Amphibalanus amphitrite
Lineage: Eukaryota; Metazoa; Arthropoda; Thecostraca; Balanomorpha; Balanidae
Exons: 2
Coding region: 159-1295 (378 amino acids)
Source: RefSeq, a predicted model, not a curated record